UAUCAGAUCUAAUCAAUUCAAAUUAAAUUAAAUUAAAUAAACAAAAUUAAGGUGAACUAAAGUACUAAACAAGCUAAUGGCGAAAUGAGAAUGUACUCACUUACUCACCGUUUGAUUUUAUUAAGAUAUACGGACAUUACGGAGUACUUAUGCUUUUAUUUUCCUCCGUUGUUUGCAUUUUCCCCCUUUUUCACUUUUACGUUGCAUCCCACCCCACCAACACCACCAUUGAAGCGUACUCUGAAUUCUCCAUUGAAGCGACUUCUGAGCUUCUUCUCCUCCAUUGAAACAAUUUUUGAGGUUGGUUCGGAAGAAAUGCCUUUAUCGAAGCAGUAUCGGUGUAUGCAUUCAGCAAGCUGUGCUUGUAUGAAAGGGCAUAUAACAGAAGAUGUGAUCCUCCUUGUUUUCCAGCAGUUAAAUUGGAACCCUAAAUUGAUUGCAGCGUUCUCUUGUGCUUGUAAAUGGUUUGAUGAUUUUGCAAAGAGAGUGUUGUGGAAAGAGUUUUGUAAGACGAGAGCGCCUAAGAUGAUGAUCGAUCUGCAUUCUAGUGGUAGUCAUAGUGUUGAUGGGAGCUGGAGGGCGCUUGGGAAAUUGCUUAUCUAUUGUUCAGGUUGUAGCAAAGGUGGCUUGUUUAAUAACAUUCAUAUACCUGGUCAUUUUGUAUACAGAACCCGUUUUUCUCGAACAUCAGGAAAGAGUUUUCUUUUGCCACAGUGCAGAUCGGAUGUGUUAUAUGUCUCUGAUCCCUGUGAACAUCUUGACCAAGGGGAAGAUGGGGAUAUUGGAUUUUUUCGGGGUAUGUUUAAGUCCUUUUCUAUGUCCAAAGUUCGCAAGUUGCUUAUCAAGAGAAAAGCACAACUACACCCUACAGAAGCAUGCCCUUAUUGUAAAGCAAAAUUGUGGAGUAUGCAAGAAGCAAAAAUGAUACCACAGAGUGCCAGUUGCAGGUUGGGAGCUUAUGAAGAUGCAAUUGAGUAUUAUGUUUGUCUUAAUGGUCACAUGCUAGGGGUCUGCACUCUUUUACCUUUGUCUGAAUCUGAGGAUGCAUCUGAAUUGGAGUGAUUGUCAAAUGAAAUACAGAUGAACUAUGGCAGUGAAUAUUUGCGUUGCUUGACUCUCAAAUUUGUUGGGAGACUUGGAAGAAGCUUGGUUCCAUUUAAAUGCUGGGUCUAAAAUCAGCCAACUGAAGAAUAUUUCUAAACAUCUGGGAUCUGUGCAUCACUCAAAACUCUGGGGGACAAGCUGACAGUCGUGGAAGGAACGCAGUUCCAGGUAUCUUCACUGGUUGAUUUUACUGACAUAAAAAAGUCCUUCGAGAGAAUAGUGUAUUAAAUUUGUUUGUACAUUGUAUAAUUCAUAAUGUAUCUCAGAUGCAUCAGCAUCAUUUCUUGUUCAGUUAUUUUCAAAUUCAUAGCUGCAUGAAUAUCAUUCUAAAUAAUUAAUUUCAUGUUUAGUUCCCUGCACUUUUAGCUUAUGUUUGUGUUGAUCCAUU
This is a messenger RNA of Chenopodium quinoa (quinoa), 1492 nucleotides long. RefSeq names its product EID1-like F-box protein 2. The transcript has 3 exons. Lineage: Eukaryota; Viridiplantae; Streptophyta; Magnoliopsida; Caryophyllales; Amaranthaceae. The record is from RefSeq and is a predicted model, not a curated record. The coding region runs from base 85 to 1062 and encodes 325 amino acids.